Messenger RNA from Amphibalanus amphitrite, 429 nucleotides. Its product is annotated as 9,11-endoperoxide prostaglandin H2 reductase-like. Bases 1 to 429 code for a protein of 142 amino acids. NCBI's taxonomy places the organism in Eukaryota, Metazoa, Arthropoda, Thecostraca, Balanomorpha, Balanidae. The record is from RefSeq and is a predicted model, not a curated record. Gene Ontology annotation, cellular component: cytosol. Gene Ontology annotation, molecular function: aldose reductase (NADPH) activity. The transcript is spliced from 2 exons.
AUGACUCCCUCCGUACAGCUCAGCAACGGCAUGCAGAUGCCGCUGCUCGGUCUCGGCUGCUGGCAGGCCGACGACGGAAAGGACGUGGCCGUGGCCGUGGAGACCGCCCUGCUGGCCGGAUAUAGGCACAUCGACACCGCCUACUUCUACGCCAACGAGGCCGACGUAGGACGCGGCAUCAAGGCCGCCAUCGCCACCGGCAAGGUCAAGAGAAGCGACAUCUUCGUUACCACCAAGCUACCGCCGAUCGGGAUGCGGCCCGAGGCGUAUUUGGAAAUUCCGACCUCGACGAGCGCAGCACGAGCCACCGACCGCGGCCGCCAGCACCCGCCCGCGUCACAUCCCAAGUCCGGCUACAAGGCAGCGCCCGUGCCCACACCCGACACGGUGCCUCGGCAGCAGGGCACAUCGGCCAGCAGGUCCGACUGA